This is a messenger RNA of Nothoprocta perdicaria, 2280 nucleotides long. Its product is annotated as general transcription factor IIE subunit 1-like. The coding region runs from base 60 to 1337 and encodes 425 amino acids. Gene Ontology annotation, biological process: transcription open complex formation at RNA polymerase II promoter; transcription initiation at RNA polymerase II promoter. Gene Ontology annotation, cellular component: transcription factor TFIIE complex. NCBI's taxonomy places the organism in Eukaryota, Metazoa, Chordata, Aves, Tinamiformes, Tinamidae. The record is from RefSeq and is a predicted model, not a curated record. The transcript is spliced from 4 exons.
GCCCGUUCUGUGCGUGGCACCAAGGCUGCUGCUUGGAAAACCCAGCGUUUCGGCUCCUGAUGGAGGACCCGCAGGUCAUCCCCGAGGUGCCGGCGGCCCUGAAGCGCCUGGCCAAGUACCUGGUGCGUGGCUUCUACGGCGUGGAGUAUUCGCUGGCGCUGGACGUGCUGCUCUGCUACCCCUGCGUCAAGGAGGACGCCCUGCUGCAGCUGCUGCAGUACGAGCRCAAGCAGCUCCGCGCCGUCCUCAACACGCUCAAGGCGGACAAGCUGGUCAAGCUGCGCGUGCGAGUCGAAACGGGGCCCAACGGGAAGAGCACGAGGCACAACUACUACUACAUCAACUACAAGGUGCUGGUGGACGUGGUGAAGUACAAACUGGACCACAUGCGCCGGAAGAUAGAGGCAGAUGAGCGGGACUCCACUACCAGGUCAUCUUUUAAGUGCCCGUCUUGCUCCAGCACUUACACAGACCUGGAGGUCAACCAGCUGUUUGAUGUAUUUACAGAGACCUUCCGCUGCACCUACUGCAACGCGGAGGUGGAGGAGGAUGCGUCGGCGCUGCCCAGGCGAGACGCGCGCACGCUGCUGGCCAGGUUCAACGAGCAGAUCGAGCCCAUCUUCCUGCUCCUCAAGGAGACCGAGGAUAUCGUCCUGCCCUACRACUUGCUAGAGCCCCAGCCUACAGAAAUCCCAGGAUUAUCAGAAAGCUUUGAUGAUAAGGUGUGUUCAAGCACGCUGGAAUGCAGCAGUCGACCCGAAAAAUGGGCCAGCAGGAGCUCCUCCUUUGGCAAUAUGUACACUCAAAAGUUAGUUAUAGAUGUCCAAGACUCUGAGCCCAAGAAGAAAACAAGAGAAAAAGUCACUAAAGAGCAACCUGUUUGGAUGUCACGGAGCACYGUGGAAGGAGCAACAGCAGCCACUACCAAUAGUGCUGGAGUGCAUCCUUCUGAGGAAAUUGAAGAAAAUGCCAAAGAAAUGGGCACSGACAGUGAAAUCAUUCAGACUCUUCUGAUUCAUGAAUCCAAGUCAUCCCUGGGCCCCAACCACGUGUCCCUGGUCAAAGGCAAAACCAAGCUACCCACCUCGGGAAGCGACACCAGUGAAGGUGAGGAAGAUGCCAAGAAUGCAGGAGCACCAGUGAUGGAAGAAGCUGGCAGCAACUUGGAGCACRAGGAGGAGCAGGAAACAGAAGAUCCCAUUUUAAUGGUAGCUGGGCAGCCUCGCUCCUACAGUGAAGUCAAUGAAAAUCCAGCGCUCGUGUCUCUCAUGACAAAUGAGGAGAGAGAAGCUUACAUAAAAGUGGGACAAGAAAUGUUCCAGUCUGUCUUUGAAUAAAGCACUAAUGCGAGCUUGUAAAGGAUGGGUGACCCUGCCUUUUGAGGAAAAAAUUAACUAUUUAGUUUGCUUUUCAAAAAUUCCCAGGGAGGGAUUAACUUCUGUUUGUUCUCCUUGCUGUUAGUUUUGCUAUUUUGCCUGAGUUUUACUUCUAGCUGGUAACUCCUGUUCUAAACACUAGUACUGCAGCAAAGGCACCCUAAAGCUAUGGGCUUUCCAUUGUCUUAAUGCUUGAUUUAUAGGAAUGCUUUAAUUAGUUUUGAGGUGUGAAUCAUUCCAUGACAGAGCUGCAACAAUCCAAUAAACCCAAUCAAGCUUCCAAAGCAAUGUCACAAUCUCUUCAAGRAAUCAAUUCCACCUUUUCCUCAAAGUAGCCAUUUCUUUGGGUAGCAUAAAUGAAUUUGCUUCUAAUAUAAUUUGGAUUUAUUCUGUACCACUGCAUUAUGAUUACUACUUUGCUACUUACUCUAGGGUAAGGAGCUAACCCUGCAACAGAUGUGUUGUACAUGAAUUUCCCUCUAAAGAAAGAUCUCUUAAAAAAUCAAUUUGCUCUAAGGUGCAUCAGCUUCAUCUAAAUUUCUGYCUUAAAAUGUAUCUAAAUUCCUUUUAUUUAAUACUCUACAUAACUGUUCUACAGUGAAGAUGCAUACAAAAAAUGCCUUAUACAUCCAAUGCUUAAUCAYCCAACCAGGUGCUUCCCACAGCUUUAGUAUGUGCAUACUGGGCAGCCCCUUGAUCCUGCACUGGACAAGCAAUUUAGCUGGCACAAAACCAACCUUAUGACACUAUCUCAUAUCAAAAAUUAAGGCUAACUUGAUGGAUAUUCUCUUAUCUUGRUACAGAUUUGGAAAGUAGUUAUGGCCCAGGCUUUCUUGUAGUUGUUUUAAGCAAGACCCAACAGCACUGAGCCCUUCCCUUUGGAGUGACCCUGGCUGUAAUAUUU